GUAAUAUGUAUACAAGAGGUUUGAGGUUAGGUUAAAGUAAGAUCACAGUACAUUCACGUACUUAGGGACUGUGUGAAAAAGCGUGUAUUAUGCGAAAAGCAAACAAAUAUUUGUAGCUAAUUAACCAAUAACAUUAUUAGAAACGCAAGUUUUUUGUGUAUUUCAUUGAAAUUCUCAUAAAUAGAAUUUAACUUAAUAAUAAUGAAACAUAGAUUGUUUGUUGAUCGCUCUUUCCUACAUGUGAAUUUCUGCCGGAGAUUACGUUAUUGCACUUCCACUGUAACUGCAACUGAAUCAUGCAACUCUAAAAGAUUAGCAGAUUUUCCUGCAACUUUUAAGCCAAAAGAUGUGGAAAAAGGCUGGUAUGACACCUGGCAAUGUAAUAACUACUUUGCAUCAUCCAGGACAAGGAGGACGUGCUAUAAUACACAAGAGGAAAAGGAAGCUAAAGAACCCUUCAGUAUGAUCUUACCACCACCUAAUAUUACAGGAAUAUUACAUCUGGGUCACGCACUUACUGUUACAAUCCAAGAUGUUUUGGCAAGAUGGUUAGCAAAAGUGCAAAAGCACAGAAUGAAGGGUCAUCCAGUGUUGUGGAUACCGGGUCUGGACCAUGCGGGAAUUGCGACACAGGCGAUAAUGGAACGUACAUUGCGGCAGACACGCAAUAUUACGCGACACGACAUAGGCCGUGCUGAGUUCACGCGACUAAUCUGGCAGUGGAAGGCAGAGAAGGCUGCGAUUAUCAAGCAACAAUUGAAAGCCCUCGGCGCUACGCUGGAUUGGGACAGAGAAUACUUUACCAUUGAUAAAAAUCAUAGUGCAGCAGUGACGGAAACAUUUGUACGACUGAACGAGAGAAAUCUGUUAUACAGAGCUGAAGAUCUUGUUAAUUGGUCGCCAGCGCUACGCAGCACAAUAUCGGAAAUUGAAGUCGAGGAUUUUGUUGUGAACGGCAAGACGCGGCUUCAAUUACCUGGCUAUGAUACCAAAAUCACCGUUGGUCAGCUGAUCAAGCUGGUCUACCCAAUCAGAGAUUCAAAGGAAGAAUUGAUAGUUGCAACCACUAGACCUGAGACAAUUUUCGGAGAUGUAGCGAUUGCCGUGCAUCCAAAUGACGAUAGAUAUUCGAGAUACAUUGGUCGGCAUGUUUUACAUCCCAUAAGAGAGACGUUUAUACCCAUUAUAGCUGAUUCUUCGGUCAAGAGAGAAUUUGGCACUGGUGCAGUGAAAGUUACACCGGCACACGAUCGCUUGGAUUACAAUAUUGCCAAAAGACAUAGCUUGCCAGUCAUUAACGUUAUUGAUGAAGAUGGCAACAUGACAGAUGCGUGCAAAGAAUUCAAGGGAGUACCGAGAUUUAUUACACGGAUGAAAUUAAUGAAUCAAUUGUCCGUACGAGGUAUGGUGAGAGGUGUGGAAGAUAAUCACAGAAUGAUACUUCCACUAUGUUCACGCACGUAUGAUGUGGUCGAAUAUUUGCCAAAAGAACAAUGGUUUUUACGCUGCACAACGAUGGCUAAGCGGGCGCACGAAGCCGUAGUAAAUGGUGAACUAAAAAUCGAUCCGAGUGAUGAGGGCAUUUACGAACAAAUGUGGUAUAACUGGCUCGAAAACAUCAGGGACUGGUGCGUUUCGAGACAGUUGUGGUGGGGUCAUCGCAUUCCAGCGUAUUCCGUAAUUCAUGACGGUAAAGACGACGGUGAUGACGGUGAUUUCUCCACCAGUAGGAAUAGCGUCGCUUCGUGGAUAGUCGCACGAUCUGAAGAAGAAGCGCGUUCUCGUGCACAAGAAAAAUAUGGAGACACAGUGAGCUUGCGUCAGGAUCCAGAUGUUCUUGAUACAUGGUUUUCUUCGACAAUUAUACCAUUCGUCACGCUUGGCUGGCCGGAAAACACGGAGGAUAUAACAAGAUACUAUCCAUUAACAUUGAUGGAAACAGGCCAUGAUAUCCUCAUGUUCUGGGUGGCGAGAAUGGUGAUGCUAAGUCUAGAACUGACAGAGCGUUUGCCGUUUAAAGAAGUUUUACUUCAUGGUGUAUUGUGUGAUGGCAAUGGCAAGAAAAUGUCCAAAAGCUCCGGCAAUGUCAUCUCGCCAGAAAACAUUAUCAAUGGUUGUACCUUCGAAGAACUGAACGAGCAAGCAAGACUUAGUCACGCGGCGGGUAUUCUCAGCGCCGAAGAAUUGCAGCGAACGCUGCGUGUUAAUAAAAAGUCAUACUCCGCAGGAAUACCAGAUUGCGGUGCCGAUGCCUUAAGACUGUCAUUAUGUGCACGCAAUAUUAAGAAUCAUACCGUUAGUUUUGAUGUGGACGAUUGUCGGACAAGCAAAUAUUUCUGUAACAAGAUCUGGCAAGCAAGUAAAUACGUGUUAUUAAUGACAAAGGAGGAAGAACGACAUGAAACUGAAGGAAAGGAAAGUCUGAAUAACUUAGAUCGAUGGAUUCUGAGUCGAUUGACAUGGAUGGUGGGAAUAGUAAACAAUGCAUUUAUCGAGCGAAAUUUCCAUAAAGCGAUCGCCGCAAUCCGUCAAUUUCUGUACUAUGAAUUCUGCGACUUUUAUGUGGAGGGUACAAAAUUUGGUUUCAAAAGCGGUAAUUGCGCUGGGCAUGCCAAUACUCUUGUGAAAUGCUUAGAAGUGUCAUUACGCAUCCUUGCACCUAUUACACCUUACUUAUCGGACGAUUUGUACAUAAAACUCGCCAAAAAGGGACUUCCAGGAUUUCUAUCAGUCACCUCGUUGCUCGAUACUUCAUAUCCUAUGCCAUACGAAUUUGAGCAUCUGAGAGACAUCGAGUUGGAGGAAAGAAUGUGUGAACUCGUGAAUGUGAUAAAUGCGAUCAGAAGCUGCAUGGCAAAUGUGAACAAGAAGACAAAUCCGGAAGUUAAUAUUCUGGUUAACAAUGUACGCGAUUACAAUUUUUAUCGGGAAAAUGUGAAUCUGAUCAAAGGAGUAAGCAGAAUCUGGAACAUACCUAUCCACUUAACAGAAUCAGUAAACGAUGGCAAUUUUAAUGAGACGACGAGAGACAAUAAUGGUGUUUGGACUAUCCAAUAUAUGCACACAAAUGAUUGCUCGUUACUUAUUAGAGCUACGGAUGUAUCGGUGGAACAAAUUAAGAAAAAUAUUGCAAAGAGGAAUAAACCGGAAAGAAGGAAAGAGGAUGAAAGUUAAAGCAUUAUAACAAUGUUAUAAAUUCUGUUCUAAUUCUAAUUUAUAACCUUCAUCUGUAGAUACAUUUAUAAUAUAAGUGAAUAAUGUAACAAAUAUAGUAAAAAAGUUAUUCAUAUAUUUUAUAUGUUUAUAUAUAGUUUCCUUGAACUUACGCAGCACAAAUGGGAAAAAUAAUAAUCAUAUAUUUAAUUCUA
This is a messenger RNA of Wasmannia auropunctata (little fire ant), 3368 nucleotides long. It is a transcript of the gene ValRS-m, whose product is annotated as valine--tRNA ligase-like. Gene Ontology annotation, cellular component: cytosol. The coding region runs from base 202 to 3174 and encodes 990 amino acids. Gene Ontology annotation, molecular function: aminoacyl-tRNA deacylase activity; ATP binding; valine-tRNA ligase activity. The record is from RefSeq and is a predicted model, not a curated record. The transcript is spliced from 16 exons. Gene Ontology annotation, biological process: valyl-tRNA aminoacylation. NCBI's taxonomy places the organism in Eukaryota, Metazoa, Arthropoda, Insecta, Hymenoptera, Formicidae.